Aspergillus campestris IBT 28561 is the source of this 771-nucleotide messenger RNA. RefSeq lists its product as uncharacterized. The transcript has 2 exons. The record is from RefSeq and is a predicted model, not a curated record. Lineage: Eukaryota; Fungi; Ascomycota; Eurotiomycetes; Eurotiales; Aspergillaceae. Bases 1 to 771 code for a protein of 256 amino acids.
AUGGCUCCGCAAAUAGGCAAGCCCGUCUUCACGGCAGAAGAAGCGCAACCACACUCCGUCGCGCAUCAAGAUACAAUUACAAGACAACCAACCCUACAUCACCACGCGCAAGUCACAUCGGAUGCCGACGCCCUCAAGUUCAACGCAGCGGCGUCCACCCAGCUGCAUUUCACCCACGACCCUACUCAACCCACCGCACCAGACAGCGACAACGACGAACAGCAACUCAUCAUCUCUCCCUACAACGACAAGCACCACCUCCUCGACCUGCACACGCUAGACACGCCAAACCAACUCCUCGCACUGGCACUCACUUUGCUAAAGCCCAUACGGCCCGACUACGCCACGGCGCCAUACACGGAGUCCUUCAACUGGGACGCGGUGUUCGACUUCCUGCGCGACUUGGCCCGCGCGACAGGCCAUCACUGGAAAGAGCAAGAUUUCUACGUCGUCGAGUUCCGGUCUUGUCUGCGAGAGGAUGCGGACCCCGUUGCGCUGCAUGAGCUGGACGCGUGGUCGUUGCAGGAGGCAGUUGAGAGUGGGGGGUUGUUGAAGUAUUGGUUUGGGACGAAGAAUGGGAAGAAGGAGAAUCUUGCGACUUGUGUCUGGCGAAGUCGGGAAGAUGCACGGCUUGGAGGAGCUGGUCCAUGGCAUAAGCGGGCUCGAGGAGCUGCGCGGGAUCUGUAUGAGCGGAUUAACUUCACGACGAUGCGGCUUAUUGUGGGGGAUGAGGUUGGGUCAUGGGCGAUCACCGAGUGGGUGGAUGAAUAG